Molecule: messenger RNA, 1232 nt
Organism: Sinocyclocheilus grahami
Lineage: Eukaryota; Metazoa; Chordata; Actinopteri; Cypriniformes; Cyprinidae
Product: LIX1-like protein
Exons: 4
Coding region: 555-1232 (225 amino acids)
Biological process (GO): autophagosome maturation
Cellular component (GO): cytoplasm
Source: RefSeq, a predicted model, not a curated record
CAAAAAAAAGGUCUUUAUGUGCUGUGAUUAAUCAACUGGGGAAGUGGUGAUAUCAAUUAGUUCAUAUUUGUAUCUAUUCAUCUGUGGUCUCUUGCCCUAAGAAGUAGACCAUCUUGUCAUGUUUAGUAGUAGCUGUUCUCAAUGGCUCUAGUUUUCUGUUUUAGUAUCUUUGUUCGUGUGAGAUUUGCAAAGUGGGCUUUAUUUAGGCUACACAAAUAUGCAUAAACAUGUACAGCAAAUAUUUGAAAACGGCGAUGUUUAGAUUGAUUUGGUGACAGAGAUUUGUGCAUUUGGGAAGGUUUGCCCGGACGUGCCACGUCACACAGCGUGAAUCCAUCUAUUGGUCAAACACAAGCAUAUGCUGCUCCUUUUUCCUCCCUAUGGCAGUUUUACGCCCCAAACAGUAAAUAACAUUUUUGUCCAAUCAGCUUAACAAAGCUCAUACCUUCGAGAAACACUUUUAUGUUUGUCAUAUGCAUCUUUAAUCGGCUUUGCAAUCGUUUCUGGCAGUCGUUCCCUUUGUGUUGGUUUCUUUUGCAUCACUUUUCGAGACAAUGGAGUCUCUUCGCCAUCAGCGCUUACAGCCCGGUAUCGGAUACGGAGCGAGCGCGACCGGGACUCUGCGGUCCCUGCGGCCCGGUGUAACCGGCACUCUUUCCUCGGCUCAGGGUUCCCACGUCUCGGUGUCUGCCUCCCCGGGGCCGCCGCCACCACCGCCGCCCCUCCAGCUCCACAGCCUCGGGUCCGGUAUCAUGGGCAGCGGGUUCGGUUCGGUAGACAUGUCGGCGGGUCUGGGUCUGUCCAAUCCUAGCAACCCGGCGGUUCUGAGAGAGGCAGUGGACGCGGUGGUCCGGAGCUUUGCCAAACACACGCAAGGAUACGGCAGGGUGAAUGUCGUGGAGGCCUUGCAGGAGUUCUGGCAGAUGAAGCAAUCACGAGGUGCUGACCUGAGGAACGGGGCUCUUGUCGUCUAUGAGAUGGUCCCAUCCAAUAACCCCCCUUACAUCUGCUACGUCAGUCUCCCUGGGGGAAGUUGCUUCGGGAGUUUUCAGUUCUGCCCGACCAAAGCUGAAGCAAGACGGAGCGCGGCCAAAAUAGCCCUAAUGAAUUCUGUUUUCAACGAGCAUCCAUCUCGACGCAUCACAGAUGAGUUCAUAGAGAAGAGUGUGUGUGAGGCUCUAGCCUCCUUUAAUAUCAGAAGAAACGUCAAAGUGUCACCGCUUUCUCCUUGA